Messenger RNA from Neolamprologus brichardi, 1788 nucleotides. It is a transcript of the gene rnf222, whose product is annotated as ring finger protein 222. Lineage: Eukaryota; Metazoa; Chordata; Actinopteri; Cichliformes; Cichlidae. The record is from RefSeq and is a predicted model, not a curated record.
CUCAACGGGUAAGCAAAGUCUACCUUUUCAUGCUCUCUGUAUUAAGUUCACACUGGAAGUAUGGCCGUCUAUAAGGACGAAAGCCAGGACGACGGACCAGAAUGCCCGGUGUGUUACGAGUAUCUUUCUGGGACCGAACGAACUUUAAGCUGCGGACAUGUUUUCUGCCACGAUUGUCUCGUCAAAACGCUGGUGACCAUCAACAGCGAUGGAAAUAUCAGAAACACGAUCGUCUGCCCGAUCUGCCGACAUCUUACAUUCAUCGAAAAACAAAAAGCGCUGAACUCACUCGAAGCCGAUAAUGAUCCGAAAGAGCGGCAGACCCUGAAGGUGCCUCUCCCUUUGCCGGUGGGACAGCAGCAGAGCGCACGGCGCGCCUCGGGAGACAGUUUACGGAGUGAAGUUUACUGUAUCACUCGCUGCUUUAGAGGCUUUUCUCAGCGAGCUCGCCGACAGAAGGGGAUCAGCCCCUGCCAAAAGGGAUCCCAGAUAUUCAUCAUAAGCGCCCAAGGGCGACCUAUGACUGAAGGAGAUGCGCCCGGUGUUGUAAUAUCUGUGGCUCGCCCCCAGCGCAGGCGUAGGAUUUGCACGACAACGGGAUGGUUGUUCUGUCUGCUGUCUUUGUUUGUUUUACUCGCAGUGACAGCUUCGAUUUUUCCCUGGAUUGUACUGAUGUAGCCCAGCGAUCCGCAUGCCUCGGUCAAAGUAUUGAGUAAUUUACUGACAUUUAAAGAAAGACACGCGUUUGGCUGUAUUCAGUGUCCAGAAUUACUGAAAAUGGAGUGAUGUGCUUUAGUUGGAGUGAGGAUUUUUAAGAUGUUAUCAGUUUCCUUCCUUGAUUCUUUGGAAAAGUUUAUACACGUGACUUGUCCUUUACUGAGAAUUGCCAAGCAAGUGUUUGUCUUAGGAAGCCUCAAACUGUAAAACCUUUUGUUCUGCAAUCUUGUCUGACGUGUUCAACCUGCUGGAGAACCACAUAUCACAGCCCAUAGAUGGUAAAUCCAAUAAAAGUGGACACAGUAACGUCACUGAACUGUUAAAAAGCUGAAGAAAACAAUCACUUUGCUGUUAGAGCUGCUAACUUUAGUUGUGUUACCCUGUUUGUUGUUCAACACCCUGUUUCCAAGCAGCAGCAAAUACCUUUGUGCCCCAUGCCAAGGGGCACAUUCAACCUCGAUCUCAGGAUUGUUUAGUUUGUCUGCAUUUGUCCAAAAAAGAAAGUCAAAAGGGUACAUUUAAUAUGAACUUGACCUUGGUUUAUUUAUUUUUGCAGACAAAAUGAGAUGAUAGAACUUAAAAAACACACAUACUUGCAAAUGAUAUAUUAAAAAUAUACACUAAGUUUAACAUUAAACGUUUGAGCAAAUUGUUAAAACACUUGUAUAUGACAGUGCAGGUGGAGCCUCAUGACAAAUGCAAAGACUCAUUUUGACAAUGAGCUGUGCAGUUAUCACCACCAUACUGGGAAACCCGUACACUCCUAGUUUCUGUCAGUCUCUGGGUUGGUUGUCUUGCUGAGCCAGUCCUACAAGUUACAACCUGCAGAGGGUUUUUCCUUUCAGAUAUAUUUGUCUUCAUAAUGGUAAUAUUAAAAAGUAUUAGGUUAUCUUUUAGAUAAUAUACCCUGUUACUGGAUUCCAUAUUGAUAGAUGGCCCCACAUUGAGAAUACAUUUGUGAUUAUACAAGAGCACAAGAGAAAUAGCCUCGAAUUAUUGACAGCAAAAAGUGAACAUGUUCAUACUGUGUGUGUUUUUUAGACAUAGAAUAUUUACAUAAAUUAAACCAUU